CUUUUCCUAAUCGAUUCGCUUGUGUGGCGCCCGGUGCGCUAGUAGAUCUUAAAUCUGAAUCAUCGUAAUCACGUAUCCUCCACCGAAUCCGUCUCUCAAAGUCUCUGCCCUUUGGAUUCAGUUUUGGUCGGAAACUUCUCAAACGUUCACCUUCAAGCCAGAGUCUUUUCUCGAUGCUCCCUCGGAUCAUUCUAGUAGGACUGAUUUUACUGCAGGAGACGACUUCAAUACCUUCUCAAGGAAAUAACAAGCUGGAGAAGAGAGGCACUCCGGAAGACAGCACGAAAGCUGCUCAAGAUCUCAAAAUAAUCAAAGAUGAGGUGGAAAAGGGUCUGAAAGAGAUGGGGAAAUAUCUGAAAGAAGUCAAGGACGCAGCAGCUAAGAAAGGGGCCCUCAAGCCUGAUUCAGAGCUAGAUAAAGUAAUAAGCGUCUUGGAACCCGCCCUCAAACAAGGUGCAGGUGCAAUAUCCGAAAUUGGAAAGAACUUGGCCAAAGGACUCCCACCGGAGGCCGGGAAGAAUCCAAAGGCCCUAGCGGCACAACAAUUAAAAAUAGCCGUGGAAGGCUCGUCCAAGCUUGUGACACUGGUGACGGAUAUACCUAAUGCCGCCGUUCCUCUACAAGCAUACGAAAACGCUUUUCAACUUGUGGUUCAAGCUGGGUUGCAAUUGUUAGCAGGCGGAAAACCAAACCCCAAGAAACCAGAUGACAAGUCUAAAACAGACUCCCUAAUCGAUAAAUCUAACACGGAGACCAAGAAAGUCAAUCCACCAAACGUAUUAGUCUCUUCUUUAUCGACUUCAAGUUUUUUUGUAAAUUCAACACCGUCGGAGCCCGAACCAAAGAACUUGGCUGUGAUCCCUAAACCUCAAGCUCUGAACGGUACUACACCUCCCAUUGGAACUCCCGGAAAAGAAGAAAAGACGGAGAAACCAGUUUUAAAAUCCGACCUGACUUCAAUGUCAAAUGCACUACAAAUACCUACUUGGAGCCUACAAAUCUCACUCUGUUUUUUGAUACAGACAGGGCUAUUUUGGACUUCCAGCCUACUAUGAUGAUUAGAAGGAAAGCUUAACAAGUAACAUAUAAGUUUUUGUGAGGAUCAUGGUUAGUCUGAAAUAAAUUCAACUGGUCAAUAUCAUUACCUCAUCAGAAUCCUUCCAUGUCUGUGGAUCUUGGUCCAGAUUUCAAUGUAGUCUUAGACAAACCGAUGUCAAAACCUUGGACCUCUCCCAUGCAUUAGGAGAACUCCGAUAUCGCGCUUGAAUUAAUGUUUGUAUCUCUAAAAUGUUGUACAUUGUAAUUACCUUUGAUUUUUCAGAG
Molecule: messenger RNA, 1323 nt
Organism: Melampsora larici-populina 98AG31
Lineage: Eukaryota; Fungi; Basidiomycota; Pucciniomycetes; Pucciniales; Melampsoraceae
Exons: 4
Coding region: 174-1055 (293 amino acids)
Source: RefSeq, a predicted model, not a curated record